GGCGUCACCAUCUGUCAUCCGGCAGCAGCGCCUCAUGCAUGCAUCCAACCCGGGUCUCCUCCCAUUGUAGAAACAGCUGUGGACCGUGAACCGUGAGGUUGACACGGAUUACCUGGACAUCGGCUCGAAGCCUAGGUGGGCAACACGAAGGGAGAAAUAAAAAGCGAGCGUUUCUUUCAUUCUUUUUACUCUCCGCGGUUCUUUUGAUUGGAAUCAUCCUCCACAUCUGCAGCCAUGGUGUACCGGCUAUUUUACAUCCUGCAUUUACUGGUGAUUCUGGAGUCCGUCUGGGGUCGUCUCCUGUCUGAGGGUCUCGACGGAGCCGUGCGUCAUGGUGCCGAUGUACCACCGGCUGUGGAGGAGCGCGUCUUUACGCAGGAAGGCGCCAACUGGGACAUGGUCUCCAUCAACAUGUUCAAAGUGUACGAGAAGUACAGUAAAGAACCGCAGAGCCAGAGGGAAGGAAACACCGUGAGAAGCUUUAAAGCUGUCCCGAGAGUCUCACAAGGCAAAGAAGUGUUCCAGUUCAACCUGUCCUCCAUCCAAAACUCCGAGCUCACCCUCUUCGCCUCUUUUCAUUUUCUCCACAAGCGGCCCCGCCACCAACAGAGACCGUGGCGUUUCCGAAGGCCUCGCCACCCAUCCACAGGCCUCCAGCAGCCCUAUCCUCCCUCCUCGCAGCUCCUCUUCUAUGGAUCAUCCUCAAAUUCAGCUUUUGCAGUGCCGCUGGGAAACAUAACUCUGGCUCCUUUCAAAAAAGGCUCUUGGCAAACAAGGGAUGUAACUGCGGUGGUGAAACAUGCCAGGGAUGUCAAAGAGCUUGUGGUCACGGUGGAGUUUGACAUGGGGGUUGGGGCAGCUCGGAUCCCCACGAGUCCCCACGGCCAAGAGCGCCUCUCUCCAGCCAACCUGCCGUAUAUUUUGGUUUACGCCGAUGAUCAAGCGAUUGAUGAACCCAACAGCGUGGCCAUGUCACUUCAGCGAUAUGGGCCUUUUCCCAUUGGGGAGGACGCAUCUGCCACGGCCUCAGCCUCAAGGAUCCGGAGGGAACUUCAUCUCCAGAUCCAAACCAACGACAUCCCAGAGGUCCAGUUUAACACCUUGAAGAACCACGAGCUGUGGCAGAACACAUAUUUCCCAGCUAAAGCCAAAGCAGCAGUCAAACCGGGAAGGAAGCAGGGCCAGGUGAGCAGUGAGGGCCUGACUAAGCCUCAAGUGCUGAGCUUUGAUGAGAGGACAAUGAAGAAGGCCAGGAGGAGACAGUGGAGCGAGCCCAGGGUUUGCUCUCGGCGCUAUCUCAGAGUGGACUUCGCUGACAUCGGCUGGAGUGAGUGGGUGUUGGCACCAAAGUCUUUCGAUGCCUACUACUGCGCUGGGACCUGCGGUUUCCCCAUUCCCAAAGUAUCACGUCCCUCCAAUCAUGCCACAAUCCAGAGCAUUGUCAGAGCCGUGGGAAUCGUCCCCGGAGUCCCUGAGCCGUGCUGUGUUCCAGACAAGAUGAGUCCCCUCAGCGUUCUUUUCCUCGACCCGAACAGGAACAUGGUGCUGAAGGUUUACCCCAGCAUGUCUGUGGAUACAUGUGCCUGCCGGUAGGACUGGAGCUGACCGGACCACUGGAAACUGUGAUCAAUAAAGAUGAGAGACAGUGAGGAAGACGUAAAUGUAGACUCAGCAUGUAGCAGGAAGAACCAGGUCAGACGGAGGAACAGUUGUGAAAUACUCAUUGAGGAAAACUGAGAAAAGCUGAAGAACUUGGUCUUGGACUUGUUUGGACUCUGUCGUGAUCGGACUUUGCCUUAAGUUUUUCCUACUUUUCUAACAAUUUUUAUAAAUGUCUAUCGUUACUCAGUCCACUUUUAUUUAGUUUCUCCACUCCUUAACGAAAUAUUUAAGGGAGUGCUAUUAGAGAAUCUAGAGUUUAUAAUUCUCUAUGUUGAUUUGCUGGACGGCGACAGGUUUAAUCUAGAGCUACUGCAGGUAGAAUUUUAUUGAUCCUUAAUAAGCCUUUGUGGUCUUUUUUUUGGUCUUGUUUUACUUUCAGAAAGUGAUUUUUCCCUGUUUUGAUCUGGAAAAAGACUUGAUUUCUCUGGUGUCAGCUUGGACUCGACUGGAUCUGGUUCUGGAAUCUGCUCAGACUCCUCACAAAUGGCUUGUGUGAGGAUCCUAUACUGACCUUUUAGGCUCAAGUUUGAUGAGUUCAGUUGUAGAUGAUCUGGGUUUCAACAGCUUCUGAAAUCUCUGCAAAGUGUCUUGUCUUAAUCUUUGAUUUUAAGAACUGGACUUUGAUCAAAUGAUAACCUGCACACUGAAAGAGAAUUUCGGACCCAGAGGCUGUACAUUGAACAUGUUUACUUAUUGCCAAAUUAACCAACAAUUGCAAUGUAAAUACUGUAGUAAUUAAUGCAAACUAAGCGGUACUUAUUCCUAAAUGAUGUGGCACUCUGAGUGGCACAUUGAACUGUUAAUUAUGCAUGAGAAGUCAUAUCUUACUUAAGCUAUAUUUCAACAAUAAUUUGUGCAUAUCUUGUAUAUAAUGAUUAAGUUUUGUUGUUUGGUAAGUAUUGAAGCUUCAGCGGACUUGUGUAGCGCCUCUCUGCUACAUCACAGGGUAAAAACAGUGCGCUGCUGCCAUCUGCUGUGCAUUUCGUCAAUGUUGAUGGGACUUUUUUAAAGAUUUUGCUGUACCUCCUGUGGCCUUUCAUUAAUUUGUUUUAAUACGAACUAUUACAAUAUUGUGUCAUAUGCAAUACUGUUUAUCUGACAUGUAAUGUACAGUUUGAAAUCUGUACAGUAAUGACAAUAGUUUUCCAUAAUAACUAAAAACUAAUAUCUCUGUUUUCACUAAUAAUAAGCAUUUGGCUAAAGUAUAAUUAAAUAGUAACAUGAUGUGUUCUUUAACAGAUCAUACACAUAAUGUAAGUUUGGUAUGGAAAUAAACUGAAUUGUACAUACAGUCAAUGAUAGUGACUGACUUAGGCUUUUUUUUUUUAAAAUUCUAUAUAUAAGUAUGUGUAAUGUUGAGAAGUUUCAUUAGAAUACAUUAGAAUAUAUUACACUAGAUUGCUUAUAUUUUAUUUAAAGUUAAUAUCUUGGUUUACUGAUGUAACAAAAUAAUCUUUGAUAUUUAAAAUUAAAUAACUGAUUUUGGACCAUGA
Messenger RNA from Acanthochromis polyacanthus (spiny chromis), 3155 nucleotides. RefSeq names its product growth differentiation factor 10b (gene ifngr1l). Bases 235 to 1593 code for a protein of 452 amino acids. The record is from RefSeq and is a predicted model, not a curated record. Gene Ontology annotation, cellular component: extracellular region. The transcript is spliced from 3 exons. NCBI's taxonomy places the organism in Eukaryota, Metazoa, Chordata, Actinopteri, Pomacentridae. Gene Ontology annotation, biological process: BMP signaling pathway; SMAD protein signal transduction. Gene Ontology annotation, molecular function: cytokine activity; growth factor activity.